Molecule: messenger RNA, 2550 nt
Organism: Spirometra erinaceieuropaei
Lineage: Eukaryota; Metazoa; Platyhelminthes; Cestoda; Diphyllobothriidea; Diphyllobothriidae
Source: the annotation of a GenBank genome assembly
AUGGAUCUUCGCGUCGGCAUCGUCGAGACGAGGCUCUGCAUGGGCCGUCGCAGGAGGCCGCCAGGUAAGUUCUUCUUCAGGUAAGUUUUUUUGCUCUGCUUGCUCCUUUUGCCUGUUGUAGUUCCGUGCCGCAUGUUGCUCUUGCUGCCUGCCCUCUGUAUGCUAAUCUGUCUGCUAAAAGCUAGACGAAAACCUCGCUGCCUGCUGCGACUGUCUGUCUGUCAGUUUAUGCCUCUCUCUGCUAAUAGCUAUGUGCUACGGUGCUCGACACUUGAAUGGUGCCCUCUCACUUCUGACUCUGACUGACGACUGUGUCUACCUGUACACACUAGCUAGCUGCCUCUGACUGACGACUUUGUCUGCUUGUCCGCUCUAGUUCUAAGUCCCAUAGCGUUAGGUAGUGUGUAAGCUCUCUCCUACUUCACUCCAUAACAUCACCAUCACCACCAAAAAGGUCCCAGGCUAAUUCGGGUCGUUCUCUCACGAACAAAAAUUCGAGGCCCAUAGUGGAGUCCGGCAGCCGUCUGGGAUAACCGGGCAGCCCUGUUCAGGGAUGCGUUGCCUGCCCCCGCGAGGGGGAGGGGGCUAGAAAAGGUGCCCUAAAGAUCGCUGGGAACCACGCUGUCUGUAGGCAGGCCGUGGCCGCAGACAAAAAACACACGGUCGAAACAGCCAAAACCGAAACAACAACAACAACAACAACAACAACAAUCACUCUCUUCCUCUUCCAGCCUAUCCUUCUUAUUCUCUUUCUCCUACAUUUCGCCGCCGAAGUCGCCAGAUUGGAAGGGUGAGUCCGCUCACUCUGGCAGCCUGGAAUGUUCGUUCCCUUUUAGACAAUCCGAGGAGCAACCGACCGGAACGGAGGACGGCGCUAGUGGCACGAGAACUGGCGCGCUACAAGGUGGACAUCGCCGCACUCAGCGAGACCCGAUUCUCCGAACAAGGCCAACUGGAGGAGGUGGGUGCCGGCUACACCUUCUUCUGGAGUGGACGACCCAGGGCUGAGCGACGAGACGCGGGCGUCGCCUUCGCCAUCCGCACCGACAUCGUGGGACGACUGCCCUGCUUGCCGCAGGGAAUCAACGACCGCCUAAUGAGCCUCCGUCUGCCCCUCCGGCGAGGAGGCAAGUUCACCACCAUCAUCAGCGCCUACGCUCCGCCGAUGAGCAGCCCCGACGCCGUCAGAGACAAAUGCUACGAGGACCUGCACGCACUCCUGGCGACUGUGCCGAAGGCGGACAAGUUGAUUGUCCUCGGUGACUUCAACGCCCGCGUCGGAACAGACCAUACUGCCUGGAUAGGAGUGCUGGGUCCCCACGGUCUCCGCGACUCCAACGACAACGGCCUGCUGCUGCUCCGCACCUGCGCAGAACACCGCCUCAUCCUAUCGAACACGUUCUUCUGUCUGCCGGAGCGAGAGAAGGCCACCUGGAGGCAUCCUCGGUCGCGUCAGUGGCACCUGCUGGACUAUGUCCUCGUCCGGAGGCGAGAUCAACGGGACGUGCUGGUGACGAAGGCGAUCGCGGGUGCUGACGGGUGGACCGACCAUCGCCUCGUCAUCUCGAAGAUGCAUAUUCGUCUACAGCCUCGCAGGAGACCACAAGGUAAGCGACCCCCAGGUAAGCUAAGUGUUGCCUUGUUGUCUUUGCAGCUCAUCAUCUUCAUUUCAGCCAUGAGCUAGCUCAACAGCUAGACAACCUUCCUUUCGCUGCCGCCGCUCCCGCCGCUGCCGAGAACGCCUCCGUGGAGAACCGCGGGUGUCAACUGCGAGACACGGUCCAGUCGACGGCGCUCGCCGUCGUCGGUCGCGCUCCCCGCCAGCACCAGGACUGGUUCCACGACAACGACGCCGCCAUCAGGGAUCUGCUUGCUGAGAAGAACCGCCUCCACAAAGCCUACGUAGAUCACCCCACUGAGGACAACAAAGCUGCCUUCUACCGCAGUCGCCGACAGCUUCAGCAACGACUGCGCGAGAUGCAGGACGCCUGGACUGCUCGCAAAGCUGAGGAGAUCCAAGGGUACGCGGACCGCAACGAAUGGAAGAACUUCUUCUCCGCGAUCAAAGCUGUCUACUGUCCGCCGACGAAAGGCACUGCUCCUCUCCUCAGCGCCGACGGCAGCACUCUCCUGACAGAGAAGACGCAAAUCCUACAGCGAUGGUCCGAACAUAUAAGGAGCGUCCUCAACCGCCUAUCCGUCAUCUCCGACGCCGCCAUCGCCCGCCUGCCGCAAGUGGUGACCAACGUGGACCUCGACCUUCCGCCAUCUCUCUAGGAGACCAUCAGGGCAGUGCAGCAUCUCUCCAACAAGAAAGCACCCGGAUCGGACGCAAUCCCUGCUGAGGUCUACAAGCACGGAGGUCCACAACUAAUGGAUCACCUGACUGCACUUUUCCAGGUGAAGUCCCGCAAGAUUUCAAAGAUGCAACAAUCGUGCACCUUUACAAGUGAAAAGGGAAUCGCCAAGUCUGCGACAAUCACCGCGGCAUCUCCCACUGAACAUCGCCGGGAAGAUUUUCGCCCGCAUCCUCCUCAACCGCCUCAAUAA